GGUUUCCGCUUCUCAGUCGGGCUCGGACCGCGGCGCACGAAAAACACCGUGAGUGACGAACACGGCCUGACGCACUAAGCAAAGAAGAAAAGAGCGAAAAGAAGCGAGCGAGGGGAGAUGUCCGAGUCCAAGUACCGAGAGUGGAUCCUGGACACCAUCGACUCGCUGCGGUCGCGGAAAGCCCGGCCGGACUUGGAGAGAAUUUGCAGAAUGGUCCGAAGACGACACGGGUCCGAGCCCGACCGAACCUGCGCGGAGCUGGAGAAACUGAUCCAGGAGCAGACGGUGCUCAAAGUUAACUACAAGGGCUCCGUCUCGUACCGGAACGCCGCCAAGGUGCAGCGGAGGAGCCGCAAAAAGGACGAUGUAACGUUAGCGGCGGCGGCGAGACGGAGCGCGGUGGAGGACGCCAGCCACUCGGACUUGAGCAACGGGGACAGCGCUCUCGGUCCCGCUGACCAGGACGAGGAGGACCUGGAGGCUGACACUUCUAUGGCUAUGGACACAGACAGUAAUGCAGAUGAGGAGGGGGCUGAUGAAAGCCAGGACGGGCAGGACAGGCCGUCCCCUGGCCGCACGCAUGAAGAUGCCGCGGUGCACUGUAGCGCUGUGCGAGCAUUCUCUGCCCCCUGCUCUCCCUCUGGCACCCGGCCCGGACCCGGCCUCGGCUCUGGCCCCGGCUCGGGGCCGGACUCUGUCACUUUCCAGAAGGCUGGUGAGAGGCCCAGCUCCUUGCCCCCCUCCAGCCCCAGGGCCCUCGCACACAAUGACUGGGCUUAUGAUUCUGCUGUCUGCCCAGCGGAGCGCCAGCACCCAGGAAUGCAGAGAGACAAAGCAGCCUUGAAGCCAGCGGUCCCCUCCGUAACUACCAGCCCCUGUGCUUUAAAGAAUAACGUGAAGAAAGAAGAUGGAGGAAAGGUGGAGAACAGCAGCCCUUUGUCCGACCAAUUGGUACCAGACUAUGCAGCACGACUGGACGAGAGCAGGAAUGUAUCCGAUGGAAGGCCGCAGACACUGUCGCUGCCAUCUGACAACUGUACAUUUAAAAAGAAGAUAGAUAUAUCACUCUUUACGGCAACUGAAGAUGUUCUUCUGAAUGGUGGUAAAGGAGAAGAAAUCUCUGUGAAGAAGGAAAAGAUGAGCCAGAACUUGUUGCAGUGGACCGUGACAGAUGUGGCCACUUACUUCUCAGCUGCGGGCUUUCCAGAGCAGGCUAUGGCGUUUCGGACACAGGAAAUCGAUGGGAAGUCCCUUCUCCUAAUGCAGCGCAGUGACGUGUUGACCGGUUUGUCUAUCCGUCUCGGCCCCGCCCUCAAAAUCUACGAGCGCCACGUGAAGGUGCUGCAGAGGACCCACUUCCUGGAAUUCGAAGACCUCUGAAGGGUUGGUUCACAUGGCGGACAGACGAUGCUGCAUUGACCCACAGAUGCAUUCAGUGCCCUCUUCCAUCUGGAUCCUGCCACCCACCUUCAUAUCCAGUAUAUGUAGAGGGUGAGUGGGGAGAGAAAGGCUGCGGUGGAAUGAACUUUCACUGUGAGAAUGACCAGAAACUGAAAGACAGUCAUCCUACCUCUCAUUAUGGUCUUUGGUUUCAAAUACUUGCCAUUUCACCCGUGUGAGGACAGUGUGAAGGCAAUAGACUGCUGCAAUCAGAGUUUGAUUUAAGAGCAAGGAUCGUCCUGCAAGAGUUAAAGAUGGGUGAUACAGCCGGUGAAGAGCACUCAACCUUGCACCAAGUGCACCACCUAUGGGCUAAUGUACUCACACAUACAAGAUGGCUGUAGCAAAGUGUUGUCGCGGUUUUGGGUCCACAAGAAACUGUUGGUUUGUUGCAGGUUGGAGAUUCAUCGCCUGUGUCCUCCCUCUGUCUUUUAUGUUACCUUCUGUCAGUCCAGAAAAGGUAUGUAAGUCACACAGAUAAACACAAAGCUCAUCUGUUGUGCAUUUUCCUUUCUUCAUAUUCUGAAAUGAUUUAAAUGUAAUCAAAGUGCUGGGGGAAGUCAGACAAUCUACAUAUCUGCAUCACAAGUCAACAGAGUCUGAUUUCUGACUUAUAAUGCUGCUGAUGCUGGAUACCGUCUUUGUGGUAUAACCAAGAUGAUAUACUACUACUUGCUGGCAAGGCAAUAUGUUUCUUGUUUUAUCUUAUUAUAUAUAAAUUAAUGUGGUCCAACUUAAUACAGUUGCAUUCUGGGAACAAUUUCAGAUAGCUGUGAUCAGUCGAUGUGCUGCCUAAUAAAAUUGGCUUUUAUACAUAAGCAAACUUAAGUAAUAAACAUGCGGGAAACGUCAUUGCAAUACUGAGUUAUUGUUUUGAAUGAAAUACAGUUGCUCGGCUCCUUUAGAUUUCUUGAUCAAAUGCAAUAUUAUGUUGUGUUUUCAUCCAUGUGUAACUUAUCCAGCGUCUCUUUGUGGUUUAAUCAAAGCCAGCCACUUGAAUUGUAACAUUCCAUUUGAUGUAGUCAACAUCUCCCAAAUAUCUCGUCUUGUUUCUUUUGUCUGUAACAUUGACACCUCUUCCAGAGUCUCAAAUAAAGCUGUGUCUCUCUGUU
Messenger RNA from Pleuronectes platessa (European plaice), 2552 nucleotides. RefSeq names its product sterile alpha motif domain containing 1a (gene samd1a). Lineage: Eukaryota; Metazoa; Chordata; Actinopteri; Pleuronectiformes; Pleuronectidae. The record is from RefSeq and is a predicted model, not a curated record. The transcript is spliced from 7 exons. Gene Ontology annotation, molecular function: protein binding; DNA binding. Bases 118 to 1380 code for a protein of 420 amino acids.